AAUUCUAUUUCACCUUCAGGUUAUGACAAAAAAGAACCACUAGCUACUAUACUUGCUGAGCUGACGAAAAUGUGUGUGGACAAGAAGCCACUGUUCCUCAACGUGAUCCUUGAAAUUCUUGGCCAUGGUGAUAGCCUUACGGUUCUUGAUGAAAUGCUGGACCAGAUUUUGGAUGAUCUGCAGCCUGACCUCCAAGUGUUGGAUCAGAUGGAGGAAGAUAACAGAGCAUGUGUGGAGAAGAUGUUGGAUCUGUUGGGAAUUAAGAGGGAAGAUCCACCAGGAGAACCCCUCGCUCUCACCCCAGAGUCCAGAGCCAUCAUCCGGGCGACAAACAUUCUCAUCCAGUCACUCAGCGAGAUGGAUCCUGAAACUUUAAUCCUGUUGGCAAGCAGUGUUAAGGCAGAGAUUAUAUCCAAACAGCUAAAGCUGGCGAUUAUAAUUGAUGACACAUGGUCUGGUGCACCUCGAUAUGUUGACCUGGCGGUUAAGGAAGACUCCGAGGAGGUUAAGGAAGACCCUGAGGCGGUUAAGGAAGACUCCGAGGAGGUUCUGAUCACUCAGCUCACUGACGAGGAGUUUGAAAUAACUCAGCAUCUGCUGGAAGAGUUUGGAUUUCAACUGGACAGAGGAAGUGCUUCAGCUUUACCCAUUGAGAACCGUAAACUAGGAGACGUACUUCCUCUCUAUGCUGCUCUGUAUGCUCUCAAUGCGUUAUGUAACUGAGCUGUUGUGUUGGGCUUCAUCAGUGUUUCCACUCUGAAGGAAAUUACCUGAAAUUUGGGAAAUUCUGGUUGUCUUCGGGUAAUUUUAGGGAAAUUAAAUAACUUCGGGAACUUUCCUGGCCCGGGAAGCCUUCCCCAACUAGGGCUGGGAAAUAGCAUGUAAUUUGGUAAUUUGGUAUUCUAUUUCAAGAAUUUAUUUUCUUUUUGAAGUGUGGAAGCACUGUGCUUCACGACCAUUGUUCAUGGUUCUUCUCUUGACAUUAGUUCACAAGGCGUUGGAGCAGAAUUAGGCCAUUCAGCCCAUUGAGUCUACUCUGCCAUUCAAUCAUGGUUGAUCUAUCUUUCCCUCUCAACUCCUUUCUCCUGCCUUCUCCCCACCACCUUAGCCCUUGCUAAUCAAGAAUCUGUCAAGCUCCACUUUAAAAAUACCCAAAGACUUGGCCUCCACAGCCGUCUGUGGCAAUGAAUUCCAUAAAUUCAUCACUCUUUGGCUAAAGACUUCCUCCUCAUUUCCAUUCUAAAGACAGGUCUCUCUCGGCCCACGGGGUGGCUGUCUGUGCACCCCCAGUCUCCCCAUGUUAGAAGAUGUCACAUACAGGCAUGUAUCUGAAGAAUAAAUAACUACAGUACUGAUACUCCAUAUUAAGAGCAUUGAUUUGCCAUUAAAAUAAAUUCUGUAAUAACGCUUCAACGGUGGCAGUGACAAUUGAACACCGCGGUUUUAAUGUUUCGUGUGUUCACAAUUUAAUGAAUCCAUCUUUAUAGAUUAAAGCAAAUAAUAACAU
This is a messenger RNA of Leucoraja erinaceus (little skate), 1507 nucleotides long. RefSeq lists its product as uncharacterized. The record is from RefSeq and is a predicted model, not a curated record. Bases 70 to 723 code for a protein of 217 amino acids. NCBI's taxonomy places the organism in Eukaryota, Metazoa, Chordata, Chondrichthyes, Rajiformes, Rajidae. The transcript is spliced from 4 exons.